GCAGAGUGGCGGUGGAGCCGUGAGAAAGAGGAGGAGGAGAAGGACAGGGAGAGGCGUUCUCCCGCGAUCGCUUGGAGAGGAGCCAUAUUUCCAAGUGGGGCUCCACACGGAGACCCUGCUGUGGCUGGUGCGCCCCGCCGAGGUCGCGCCGCAGAGAUUUAGUUUGCCUGGAAAGGCAGAGUUAGAAGAGGUGGAGAGAGCUUCUACCGCUGCUUCACUCCCCAGAUGCGUGUGUGGGCUAUUUAGGAAGAGUUGAUUGAAUUCAGCACAGGCAGGCUCGGCCUGUCCGGCGUGGAUCCUCCAUGCAGGAUGGCUGAUCUGGUUUUGUGUGAACCGACGGAGCUUUACAACAUCUUGAAUCAGGUCACGCAGUUCUCCAGGCUAACGGAGCCCAACUAUCUCUGUCUGUUGGAUGUCCGCUCCAAACGGGAGUACGACGAGAGCCACGUGAUCACAGCCGUCCGUGUGAAGAAGAAGGAUGGCAAGUUUCUGGCACCGGAGUCGGUGGAGCUGGAGUGCGUGAGGUACUGCGUGGUGUAUGACAGUAACACCAGCUCCCUGGAGAGUCCCUUAAAAGACGGUGACAACGAAGAUGAAGAUGAAGAUGACGGGGAAGAAGAUGCUGUCUCUGAGGAUUUACUCCUAAAGCAGAGGCUGUCAACAGGAGCUGCUGUGCUCUAUGCCCAGACCCUGGCGCAUCUCGCCCGCCACCCCAUCCUCGUCCUGAACGGCGGGUACGAGCGCUUCUCCGCCUACUACCACUUCUUCCGGACACAAAAGAUCAUCUGGAUGCCUCAGGAGCUGGCCGCCUUCCAGCCGUACCCCAUUGAAAUCCUGCCAGGUAGGAUCUUCCUGGGCAGUUUCUCACAGGCCUGUGACCCCAAGAUUCAGAAGGAUCUGAAAAUCAAGGCACACGUCAACGUCUGCAUGGAGACGGGGCCCUUUUUUAGAGAUGACCCCGAGAGACUCCUGCACAUCCCGAUCGAGGAUUCCCUGGAAGCCAAGAUAUUCCCCUCUUUCCGCCACCUCUGCCAUUUCAUCACCGUUCACCUCCAGAUGGGUUCUGUCAUUCUGGUCUUUUCCACCCAAGGGAUCAGUCGCAGCUGCGCAGCCGUCAUAGCCUUCCUCAUGCACGAGAACCAGGAAACCUUGAAGAGGUCCUGGGACCACGUGCGGAAGUGUCAGAACAACAUGCACCCCAACCGGGCCAUGGUGGCUCAGCUGCUGGACUGGGAGAGGAUUGUCUUGGGCGACAGCGUCACGGACACCUCGGACCCGCUCUUCUGACGGGCGCCCAGGGACUGCUUGUGGGUGGCAAGCUGGAGUGUGUACCCGAUAGGUCUGGAAGAAGGCCUUUGCCACCAGAAUCCCCCAAAUUAGACUCCUGCUCUGGUUCUUCGGGGCCCCUUGUUGACACCACAAAGCAGGUACAUUCUGCUCGGGCUCCCCG
Molecule: messenger RNA, 1450 nt
Organism: Ochotona curzoniae (black-lipped pika)
Lineage: Eukaryota; Metazoa; Chordata; Mammalia; Lagomorpha; Ochotonidae
Product: serine/threonine/tyrosine-interacting-like protein 1
Exons: 9
Coding region: 310-1287 (325 amino acids)
Biological process (GO): protein dephosphorylation; negative regulation of cytoplasmic stress granule assembly; positive regulation of intrinsic apoptotic signaling pathway
Cellular component (GO): mitochondrion
Molecular function (GO): pseudophosphatase activity; protein phosphatase inhibitor activity; protein phosphatase binding
Source: RefSeq, a predicted model, not a curated record